Tachysurus vachellii is the source of this 4999-nucleotide messenger RNA. It is a transcript of the gene arhgap20b, whose product is annotated as Rho GTPase activating protein 20b. The record is from RefSeq and is a predicted model, not a curated record. Gene Ontology annotation, biological process: signal transduction; regulation of Rho protein signal transduction. The transcript is spliced from 15 exons. Gene Ontology annotation, molecular function: GTPase activator activity. Bases 356 to 3748 code for a protein of 1130 amino acids. Lineage: Eukaryota; Metazoa; Chordata; Actinopteri; Siluriformes; Bagridae.
GAAAUGUUUUUUGUGCCUCACAUCUGUAGUGGGACAGCUGAAUUCUCUUCUCUACCCGUGUUCUGAUAUAUAAAGUGUAAAAUGAUCAUCUUUCUGACCAGGACUUCAUGUUUAAAAAGUGCCACGGCUGUUGUUGAGUGGAGCUUAAACGAGGCUGGCGUGCUCUGAGACACCUUUAUGGGCAAGAAGAUGUGGUAGCUUAGUGGUUAAGGUGUUGGACUACUGAGUUGAAAUCCCAGGUCCACCAAGCUGCCACUGCUUGGAACCUCAGCAAGGCCCUUAAUCAGCAAUUGCUCAGUUGACAUCAGCCAAAUAGAUUAAAUGUGAAGAGGAGACCUGCAGCUUGGACAGGAAGAUGAUGAAGAUGACAGUCCGCAGGAAACAUAACAUUAUUAAAGUGUUCAGCAAAACCAGGACUCUACACAGUGAUGCGUACUGGGAAGAUCACACAUCCCAGAAUGCAUUGCUUCUGGAAGACCACGCCCACCUCACCAUCGGCUCAGAGACUCGAGAGAGGCUUCUCCUACUUUCUACAGACUCACUUAUUGUCACCAAAUCCAAGUCUCUGUAUCUGAAGCUGAAAGCUUGUGUGAGUCUCUCUGACAUUUGGCUCUCUUCCUGUAUACAACGUGUCACAAACAGGAAGUUUAGCAGCGAGACCUCCUUUGUGAUUGGCUGGCCAACAACCAAUUACGUUGUGACAUUGAGUUCUUCAGAAACAAAAGACAAGUGGCUGUGUGCUUUACAGAGGCACAGUGCGAGAGCCAGGAAGUGUUUAAUCCCAAAUCGCAUUAUCCUGAAGGUUCAGCUGUGCGACUCAGUGACUACAGCGGUGAGCGUGGAUGUCAGUUCUACAGCCGAGAGCGUGGUUCAGAGCGUGAUACAGCAGAACACUCUCACGGGCGGAGUCUCAGAAUACCAGCUUUGUGUGCUAAAUGACGGAGAGGAGGAAGUCUACCCACUUAUCGGUCACGAGCUCCCUUUCUGCAUCCUUCUAAACUCGUUGCGAGGUCAGAGGUCACGGCAGAUGCUCGGGAGACACCAAUGGCACAGUGCUGAUGAACUGCAUCUUACUGAGGACACGAACGAGUUGACAACAUCUCGCUUUAUAUUGAAGAGUAGAGCUGCAAUACACACAUACAUCCAUGCAGGUUCUUUAAAGCACAAGAGGAAACAAUCUCUGAUUGGUCGGGCCCUAAGGAAAAGCCAUGGCCAAUCAGAAUCACAGUCUGACCUUCAGCCCGCCUCCAACAAACUCUUUGGCCAAUCACUGGCCUCGGUGUGUUCUGAUGGAAAUCUGCCUAAAGUGAUAAUGGACCUACUGUGUAUGCUGUACCAUCAGGGUCCUGAAACACAUGGAAUAUUCCGGCGCUCUGCGAAUGCUAAGAGCUGCAGGAUCCUGAAGGAGAAGCUGAACGUUGGACAUGAAGUUUCACUCUGUGGAGAAUCAGUGUUUGUUGCAGCGUCUCUCCUCACUGAGUUCCUGCGCAAGUUGCCUGGCAGUGUACUGGGCUGUGAUCUGUAUGAAGAUUGGAUAAAUGUCAUGAAAGCUGUGGAUGAACAGGACAGAUGUUCCUCAGUGAUGAGUGUGCUAUCAAAGGUGCCCAAGGUCAACCGUACACUCCUGUGUUAUGUGUUUGGAGUGCUUCAUCAUAUACACACACACUCAGACAUGAAUCAGAUGACGGCAUCUAAUCUGGCUCUGUGUAUCGCACCUAACAUGCUGUGGAGAGGCACCACCUCAUACCCAGAGCAGGAUAACCAGAGCACACUGGAGGUGGCUGCACUCGUCUGUUUCCUGAUAGAGAACGCUCCCUCCAUCUUUGGGGAUGAAGCAGAAAAGGCUUUUACUGCUCUCUUGAACACAGCACAGGAAAACGAAGACCUCACAGUCGACACACCCCUGCCGCUUCACUCGUCCUCAGAAGAGACAGAUCUGGACUUUCUUCCUUCUCCUGUCCUCUCUCCGGAUCUCGAGCAGUUCCUGUCACUGAACACUCUCUCCUUGAGUGGAAACAGGAACUUGUGCCCCUUUACACUUCCCACAAAAACCAGGGACGGCGGCUACAGCUGCAGUACGCUCGACUUCACGCCAACACACCCGAGCUCGCUCAGCCAAUCGUGGGACAGGUGUCUUUCUGAGCCUUCCAUGAGCUUUGACACGAGGACUCAUUCCCAAGCCCCGCCCCAUCCUCCUAUCAUUCGUCAAUCCAGCUGUGACGGCGUCAUGCACAACAAAAUCACCCGAUCAAAGAGCCCGGUGCUGCAGAGCCGCAGCAAAGCUGCAGGAAAGGGGCGCUAUGCUUUUUGGAAGUCUCCGCAGUUUCCUUCACGUUUCCGUCAUCCGGCUCAGCGAUUGGCCAGCAUGUCCAGUCUGUCUUCAGCGGCAACGUCGUCCCUCAGUUCACUGGAGAGCUUUGAGUGCGCCCCGAGUCCGAACGACGAUAAGUCACUGCCGUUUUUGUUUGGCACUUCGGCCCAACUCCGGCCACUGACUCCGGAGAUGCCGAAGAAGCUGUGGACUAUGGCUUUCACUCAGGAUGAACUAAAAGAUGGAGACACGAUUGGAGAGAGAGAGGAAGAGAAAGAUGGAGGAGCUAAACAUUUGGACGAAAAUGAAGACAAGGGUAAAGCAAAGGAUGGACAAAUGACUGAAGUGGAUGGAGUCAUAAAAGAGGACAGAAGUGGAGUGAUAGAGGAGGGAAAUGGGGGGAUGCAGGCAGAGGAACAUGAUGAAGGAAUCUCACGCCACAUGCUAAUUGAUAAUGAGGACAUGGAGCUGAGGAACAUACAAAGUCCUUCACACACACAUACUUGUCCUCUACACACCACACACACUCGCACACUGCACACACGCUUGCUAACAAUCCCAUCUAAACAGGUCAAAACCAGCAGGAUGAAAAUCUCCUUGUUCCCUAGCAUGGGCUGGAAGAUGUUCAAACAGUCCAUGAAGGUUUCCGCCGAGACGGGAGGAGAGGCGGUUACCAUGGCACAGGUGAACACACCACAAACACUGUUUUACGACCAGAAUGUCAACCUUGUGCUUCAGUCGGAAGGAGGACGAUGUAAGAUUAGCGACGCUGAGGGUGCUUGUACAUGUAAUGAGGUUUUCAUUAGCAAAGAGGCAGAAAAUGAUGAACUUAGCAUUAAUAAAACUGAAAACAGCGUCUCUCUGAGUGACGGUGAAACAGGUACCCAAACUGGAGUUGAUGUUAGCCAAACAGCUAGCAACAUUAGCACCAGUGAUUCCUUUAACCAACGUGCAGCUGACUUUAGCCAGACCGUCCACAGCGUUAGCAUAAAUGCUUCUGCUAGCACAGACAACAAGAUUAGCAUUAAUGUGAAUAAUUCUAUUCAGACCAAUGCUGGAAAUGGAGCUAGAACUCCUGCUACGACUGACUGCAUUGUUAGUAUUAGCAAUAUAGGCUAUGAUGGUGACAGCACACACGUAAUGCAGAGUGCUUCCACUAGCAUGAGCCGUACAGUUAGCAAUAGCAUACUGGACUGCAUUAGUGACAUCAACUCUGUUUCCCAUUGCUCAAGCCCAAGCCAUGGUGUUAGCAUUAACACAGUUAGCCACAGUGUUAGCAUUAAUCCAAGUAAUGCUAAUCAGGAUGCAGAAUCAUCUACCAAAACAUCACUCCGACAAACCAUACGCAUACGGCUACCAGCUACAGUAUGCAGCAGUGUCAGAGCGUACUUUAGCCCCGCCCACACACUUGCACACACACACACAGACACUCAGUGACACAAACACACACACACACACACUCACACACUCACACUCACACUCUGCCCAAGUCCCAGAACAGGCCACAGUUUACUAGCUAACUAUAGUAGCAGAAAGCUGCUUAUCAAUAUGGUGGCGUUCCUUUGUUGUCUGUUAGCAGCUGAUGCUAAGUCAUUUUAGUGUAACAAAAUAUUGUAUAAGUAAUUUUCCAGCAUUUCAGAGGUAAAUGUGGACGUUCUGGAUAUUUCUGAGUCACUUUAACUCUCUCUGUGUCUUUAUAUUGUGUUCAUAUAGAAUAUUUAACAUGUAUGCUAGCUAGUUAAAUAAUUUCUUUCCUGUCUUUCUGUGUCCCAGCUGCCUAGCAACAGUGUUGUCUCAAGUUUAACCAAUUAAAAUGUAUUGUGUUUUUGAAUGAACCUAAAAUUUAUUUGACAAAUAUAAAUAUUUUUGUGAAUAGGGUUAAAAUCUAAAAAAAUAUUAAAUGUAGUUAGCGCUUGUGUGGUGAAGUAAAAGUGGACAAUAAACCUACAGAAUCCUAAGUGUGUGUGAAGCUAAUCACACUGAUGAGUAAUUCACACUUAACAGAUUAACCUUUUUAUAAAUCUGUGUAUAUAAAUGGAACUUUUUGGAUUUUAAUUAAUGUAAUGAUUGCCAAUAGCUUUAUGCUAGCAAACUAGCAGCUGUGUAAACUUGCUAAUGGCUAAGAACCAGAGCCUGCAUUGUACCUGGUCUAGAUUUAACUACUGAGGUUUUAAACACAAGACACUGUAAUGUAUUUAUUUAAUAUUUCAUACAUUUCUGAGGUUUUUUUUUCCAAAAUUGAACUGAUUUAUUCAUCUUGUCUAAACUUGACAUACUUUUUACACCUAAACACAUUUAUGAACACUGCGUGUGAGUGUUUGUGUGUUUGUGCAUGUGUGUGCGUGUGUGUGUAUGUGUGUGCGUGCUUGUGUGUAUGUGUGUGCGUGCUUGUGUGUAUGUGUAUGCGUGCAUGUGUGUGUGUAUGUGUGUGUAUUUGUGUAUGUGUGUAUGUGUGUGUGUAUGUGUGUUUGUGUAUGUGUGUGUGUAUGUGUGUGUGUGUGUGUGUGUAUGUGUGUGUGUAUGUGUGUGUAUGUGUGCUUGUGUAUGUGUGUGUGUGUGUGUGUGUGUGUGUGUGUGUGUGUGUGUAUGUGUGUGUGUGAGUUCUGACAUCAGUGUCUCUCCGUGUAUUUCUCUGUUUAUGAUUUUAUACUUCACAUUUUCACCAAAUCAUUAAAAUUCAUUCUAAUA